AUGUUUCGAAGAUCACUUCUAUCAUCGUCUUCCAUUUUAAUAUCUUCACCUGCAUUAGCUGUACUGUAUUUACAAGCAUCAUCAUCGUCAUCAUCAAUAAAUUCCCUUAAAAAGUACUCCAAGAAGUAUCUGAAUCGCAAUCAGCCCACAGAAAUUGUAUCAAGUAAAAUGUCAAACAACAAUGGAAUCACAAUUGGAAAUGGAAAUUUAAUGGAAUUAUCAUCAUCAUCAUCAUCAUCUGCUCCAGUAGAAACUCCAAUAGAAACUCCAAUUCCAUCUACUCCAUUAUCGAACUUAACAUAUGAAAACUUGCAUAGUAGUCAUAAUGACAAUGAGAGAUUCACCUUAUCUCCAACAAUUAAUUUGACUCCCAUUGAAAAAAAUAUCUGUAAACUAUUAAAUGAUUAUACUCUACAUUAUAAUGAAUUACAUAAGCACACUACUGUGGAACCAUUAACUUUAAGAAUUACAGGUGGAUGGGUUCGUGAUAAAUUAUUAGGUCAAUCUUCUCAUGAUUUGGAUAUCGCUAUAAACAUAAUGUCAGGAGAAUCAUUCGCAAUGGGAUUAAAUGAUUUCUUAAAUAAGCAUUAUCAAAGAUAUGGUAUUAAACCUCAUUCCAUUCAUAAAAUUGAUAAAAAUCCUGCCAAAUCAAAACAUUUGGAAACUGCUACAACAAAAUUGUUCGGUGUAGAGGUAGAUUUCGUUAAUCUAAGAGCUGAAGAAUAUACUGAAUUAUCAAGAAUCCCAAUAAUGACCAAAUUUGGUACUCCAUUGGAAGAUGCACUAAGAAGAGAUGCUACUUUAAAUGCAUUAUUUUAUAAUAUUCAAAAAAAUAAAAUUGAAGAUUUCACUCAAAUGGGCUUGAAAGAUUUGAAAAUGGGAAUACUUAGAACUCCAUUGCCUCCAAGGAAAACAUUCCUAGAUGAUCCAUUACGAGUAUUGAGAUUAAUUAGAUUCGCUUCAAGAUUUAAUUUUAAAAUUGAUGAAAAAGUUCAAAAGGAAAUGAAUGAUCAUGAAAUUAAUGUCGCAUUCAAUUCUAAAAUUUCAAGAGAAAGAAUCGGAGUCGAAAUGGAAAAAAUAUUAAACGGUCCAAAUCCAUUAUUGGGUUUAGAUUUAAUUCAAAAAAAUCAUUUAGAUAAUGUAAUAUUCUUCUGGCACAAUGAUGAAAAUGUUAUUAAAUUUAAUAAAGAGAAUUUAGAUAAAAAUGAUUUGCUUCAAAUUACUAAAAUCUAUGACCAAGGAAUAUUAAAUAAUCAUUUGAAAAAUUUAAUUAGGAACUUUCAAGAAUUCGUUUCAAUACCGUUAAUUAAAUCUACAAUAAAUGAGUUUUUCACGGAAAAUAGCGAUAGUUCUUUGAAACAAAAUUUCAUAUUAGCAUCAUCAUUAACUCCAUUCGCUAAUUUGAAAAUAAUCGCACUGCCAAAGAAAAAGUUAAAUAAUACAAUCACCGUAUCAGAAAGUAUAAUUAAAGAAGGUUUGAAACUAAGUAAAAAUGACGCCAAGAUCGUUUCACAAGUAAUUGAUUUGUUGAAAGACUAUCAAGGUAUGAUUAAGAAAUUUGUAAACGCUUCUUCUUCUUCUACAUUGAAAACCAAAGAACAGAAAUUAAAGAGAUCUGAAGUGGGUAUGUUCUUAAAAAUAUUGAAUGGCCAUUGGCAGUUAAUUCAUUUCGUGUCAUUGCUUAAUGAAUAUUUGAAUUUAUUAAAAGAAAACAAUCAAUACAAGAAUCAAUUACUAAUAAACUCCUUAUUCAAUAAAUACGAGUCAUUCUAUGCAUUUAUAUUUAAUGAAAACCUACAAAAUUCACAUGAAAUAAAACCUUUAGUUGAUGGGAAAAAACUAUUAACAUUGUUAAAAAUGAAACCUGGCCCAUGGCUAGGUAAGAUUAAUAAUGCUUCAAUCAUUUGGCAAUUCGAUAAUCCAGACGGCAAUGAAACUCAACUAGUAGAAUAUAUCAAGGGUAUUUUGCAACAGCAGGGACAACUGUAG
Molecule: messenger RNA, 1989 nt
Organism: Naumovozyma dairenensis CBS 421
Lineage: Eukaryota; Fungi; Ascomycota; Saccharomycetes; Saccharomycetales; Saccharomycetaceae
Gene: CCA1
Product: tRNA adenylyltransferase
Exons: 1
Coding region: 1-1989 (662 amino acids)
Biological process (GO): tRNA 3'-terminal CCA addition
Molecular function (GO): RNA binding; ATP:3'-cytidine-cytidine-tRNA adenylyltransferase activity
Source: RefSeq, a predicted model, not a curated record